Molecule: messenger RNA, 584 nt
Organism: Salvia splendens (bonfire salvia)
Lineage: Eukaryota; Viridiplantae; Streptophyta; Magnoliopsida; Lamiales; Lamiaceae
Product: 54S ribosomal protein L37, mitochondrial-like
Exons: 1
Coding region: 1-384 (127 amino acids)
Cellular component (GO): mitochondrial large ribosomal subunit
Molecular function (GO): structural constituent of ribosome
Source: RefSeq, a predicted model, not a curated record
AUGUGGUCAUUGAAAAGCAUCACCACCUCGAACGAGCUACUUAAAGUGGCAGGCUGCAGAACAUUCGCUGCUGGAGGUGCUAAAGCGAAGAAAGGGAAAGGCGGUGCUGGUGGAGAUGCCCCCAAAGCAUCAUUGAUAAGCAAAGAAGUGAAAUCCACUACUGUUUAUGGUGCCAAUAUACUGAAAGAUGGGCAAGACCCGAAAAUCUUGCCUGAUUCCGAGUACCCGGAUUGGCUGUGGCACCUGCUUGACAAACGCCCCGCCCUCAGUGAGCUCAGGAGGAAGGACACUGAAACUCUUCCAUUCGACGAGCUCAAGCGUUUUGUCAAGCUGGAUAACCGAGCCAGAAUCAAGGAGAAUAACAUGCUGAAGGCCAAAAAUUAGGACACUAGUUUGUUUUGGUGAUGAGUUGAUCAAGUUCUAUAUACAAGUAGAUUAGCUCUACAUUUUCCCAUGAGAAAUUAUGUAGUUGAUGUUGAGUGAAUAACACCUCUAGAAAUGGUUGAUGUUGCUCUCAAAUGAUGGUCUGUAAGUUUGGCCUAAAACUAGGACAAAUCAGUAAAAACCUGAUGAUUGCUGAACCA